AUGAGGCAACUCUUGUUUUUGCUAGCAAUUUUCACCACAGCCUCAACCUCUCCCAUCCCGCAAAAAGCCCAACCCGUGAAGAUGCCGUGCAAUGGGAACGCUUCCGAUUGCGUGGUGCACGUGUUUCGGAUCAAAUUGACGGAAAACAUCAACGGGAGCACGAGGGAAUACCCGGUGGAUCUGCCGAUGAAGCGGAGGAGCAAAUACGGCAAAAAUGUGUACGCGCCGGUGGGAAAUCUGGAGUCGCAUCAGCUGGCCGAGAAGAUUAUCGAGAAAAUGCCGAACACCAUCAAUAAAGAUGUGAAGGAACGUGUCCGAAAAGAGGAAUUCCUGAUCUCGCCCGUUGAUGAUCGAGAAGACCCUCAUGCUCCUCCACCAGAAGAGAUUGGAGCAGGCGGAGAGAUUGAGGAGACGCAGAGGAGACACACAGAACGAACCACAACUAAUGACAACACCCACGGAAUCGCCCAUACUAUUGACGAGGCGUUUCCGCUGAUCCUGUUGCUGCUGCUGGUGGCGAUAGGUGUAGUGGUGGGGAUACUGUGCACAUGUCUCGGUCUAUUCCUCAUCGACUACAGGAGGAAACCACAUUUUGACCGAUCUGUGGCCAUUUCGUAUAAGCGUCAUCCAUCGGGCCGUCAGGCACUUCUCGAGCCCCAGGGCCGAACUACCGUAAUCCACAAAACGUCCGUGACGCGUAGCAGUCGCCCUCCGCCAUCCCAUCGACCACCCAGGGCGUCGCGGCCUACGCAACGAUACGUGAGGACGGAUGUGUCGAGCGACUGGAAUGGGCAUUCGUCUCGAGAAUCGUCUCAAACCCGCGACUCGUCCGAUUCUCGAGGUGUGAAUCGUUUAUUCUCCCGUCGUCGCCGUCGUGUCCGCCACGAUACAGCUGACGCGACAGAGGCCAGGAAUGCCGUUAUUUCGUCGUUUGUCGAGCAUCACCUUACGAUAACGCAGUUGCAGGAUGUCUACCCCGACUCUUUCAUCUAUGCCCCCGAUCCGUCAAGAUCAGAUGGGCUAUCGGCCGAGGAGGCAAAAAAACGCCUCCAAGAUGGCGGGCCGAACGUCAUUGAGCCGCCGGCCGAAAAGAGCCUCAUCCGAUCGUUCGCCUCGCAAUUUCACUUCAAAUUCUGGGUCCUACUCACCGGCGCGUCAAUGCUGUCGGUGAUCACGUACUUUGUGCAUUUGGCCCACGGCUUCAAUGAGCCCCUCAAUCUCUAUUGUGCUGCCAUACUCCUUGGUGUCGUCUUUUUUAUGUGUCUGCUUUCCAUACAUCAGGAGAGGAAGACCAGGAUGGUCCAACAAAACUUCAAGAAGCUUCUCCCCAUCACAGCCAUUGUCAUCCGGGAUUGUGAGGAGAAAGAAAUUGACCUUGCUGAAGUGGUCGUCGGGGAUAUUGUCGUUAUUAGACAGGGUUUCCGUAUCCCAGCCGACGUUCGCAUUCUCCAGGCUCACUGCAUGAAGAUCGAGUCUUCGGAAGUGACAGGUCACCGGAAACCAGCCGAAUACGCUGCCAGCGAGGUCGCCUCUCACAUUUCGGCCUUUGACGCGAAGAAUAUCGCUUUUAAGGGUUCCUACUGUACGGAGGGUGACGGAAUGGGCGUAGCCAUUCGUACUGGAAAGUUUACGGUACUUGGCGAGAUUGCCGAAAUGCACACACAGCCUGCUAUUGAGACGAAGCUGCAAAAGGAGCUACGAGGUUUCGCCAAUUUCGUAACGAUGCUGGCGAUUUGCAUGGCGUCGGCGACGUUCAUUCUUGGAUGCAUCGUCGCAAAAUUCGAGAACGUGCUCGACCACUUCGUCACUGGUUUCCUCGUCAUAAUCGUUGCCAAUGUCCCUCAGGGCCUUCCGGCUACCGUACUCUCACAGCUGAGAAUUAUCGCUCGUCGCUGUGCCCAGAAGAACAUCUACAUCAAGAAGUUGGACUUGAUCGACGAACUUGGCGCGGCUACCGUAAUCUGCAGUGACAAAACGGGCACACUGACGAUGAACCAAAUGGUGGUCACCGAUCUGUGGUACAAUCAGAAAUAUGUGCCGGGAAACAUCGUUGAUCCGAAGAACCCGCAUAUACGAGCCAUCAGAAAGGGAAAAGUCGAGUCGCCGCUCCUCGAGAUGCUGACGGUGAUGAGUGUAUGUAAUCGGGCACAAUUUGAUCAGACGCGUUCAAAGAUGUAUCGUGUCUCAACCCUUCGUGCCCUCGAAAAGGCCACUUCUGAGGCCCAAUUUAUCGCACCGGUUAAGAAGAAGUUUACGAUUAUUAACCCAAAAACCGGAGCCGAAUCCCAGCCUCGAUUGACGACCGGAAGCAAUUCGGCAGCCGAUCUGGAAGCGCUGAGCCGGACUGAGGAAUCUGUGACUUGUGAGGGAACGAGUCGACAAGCCGGAUCAUCGAAGCAACGAAAAAAGGGAGACAUCUUUGGAAUACCAUCUGAUGUUGCAUUGGCGAAAUAUGUAGAACUGACGGCAUCCGUGGAGGGCAUUCGGCAGAGAUAUCAGGUGGUCUACGAGGUUCCCUUCAAUUCUCUACGACGAUAUCAGCUGGUAGUAGCGAGAUGUAUGGCCGAGGCGAUUGAUGGGGAAGAGGAGAAGCCAUUACAGGGCGAAUGCCGUUUUGUGAUAAUGAUGAAAGGGGCCCCGGAACUGAUUCUUUCUCACUGUUCUUCGCAGCGCGGAAGAGAUGGACUCUCCCCUGUGGAUCAACACUUCAGAAAUGAGGCACAGGAGGCCUGGGAGCAGUUCGGGCAUGCCGGAAGGAGGGUGAUCGCAUUUGCACAGAAGCACUUCAACGCCGAUUCGGGGACUCGAUUCCCUCCUGGUGAUGAUCUUGUAGAUGAUCACUGGCCAAAAGAUCUCGAAUUUCUCGGAAUGGCUGCCAUUAUGGAUCCGCCAAGACCCGAGACGGCCACCGCCAUCCAUCAAUGCAAGCAGGCUGGGAUCAAGGUGUUCAUGAUUACCGGUGAUCAUCCAACGACCGCCACGGCUAUUGCACAGCAGAUUGGGCUCAUAGCGGAGGCACAGACACCGCACCUUGGCCACAAAUCGAAGGCGGACGGAUCGAGUGAUUGGACGGUGGUGACGGGGGAUCAAUUGUCAACAUAUACCAAACAGGAUUGGGACCAUUUGCUCCGUCAUAAAUACAUCGUCUUUGCUAGAACGAACGCCGACGAGAAGCUGAAUAUCGUGACGGAAUGCCAGAAUCGUGGAGAGGUGGUAGCCGUGACGGGCGGUGGUGUAGAUGAUGCUCCAGCUCUUGCUCAUGCCAACAUUGGAAUAGCCGUCGGUCUAUCUGGCAGUGAUGUGGCAAAACAGACGGCUGACAUCGUGCUCCUUGACGACAAUUUCGCCUCGAUUGUACAGGGAAUUGAGGAGGGGAGGCUGUUGUUUGAUAAUCUACGACUAUCCCUGGCCUACACGUUUGCCCAUCUUUGGCCGGAAGUGGUCCCAAUCAUGCUGACAUUUCUCUUCGGGUUGCCCCAUGGGUUGUCGCCACUUCAGAUUCUAUCCGUGGAUUUGGCAUCAGAAUUGCCGCCUUCGAUCUCGUUGGCCUACGAGCAGCCGGAACGAGACAUCAUGCUGACGCCACCUCGAAGUAGAAGCGCCAAAUUGUUGAGCAAGGGAUUGAUCCUGUAUUCGUAUCUAUUUGCCGGAUGUGGAAUCACCGCUGGGUGUAUCUUCUCCUUUCUUGCUGUCUAUUGGUACUACAACAUUCCACUCUCUCAAUUGGUCUACACCGCUGAGCAUCACUGGAAGAUCGGUGCGGCAAAUCUCACGAUCGGUGACGCCUUCCAAAACGUGACCUACACCGAGGAGCAACAGCUACAUAUCAAGGGACAGGCGGCAGCCGCUUGGCAAAUUACACUCGUCAUGAGCCAGGUAUUCCAUCUGUGCAACUGUACGACGCGCCGAGUCUCCGUUUUUCGUCACGGAAUCACGAAUGUCGUCUCCUUCUUUGCCGUCAUCAUCGAGGUGCUAAUGCUGAUCAUGUUCGUCUACACGCCAGCCGCCCAAUACGUCAUGGAUAUCCGAUCACCACCGGGAUUCGUGUGGGCGUUCGCGCCGUUCGUCGGCUUGUACCUGCUCGUCUUCAACGAGUUGCGAAAAUUCCUGAUCCGGCGGCAUCCGAGGCAUUGGCUCGUCAAACUCAUCAAAUGG
Mesorhabditis spiculigera is the source of this 4155-nucleotide messenger RNA. Lineage: Eukaryota; Metazoa; Nematoda; Chromadorea; Rhabditida; Rhabditidae. The record is from the annotation of a GenBank genome assembly.